UUUGAGUAAGGAACGAACGUUGCAGGCGCUUUUAAAAGUUUUUACUAUAAAUGAGAGUCGGUUCCUUUUCCGGCGAUUAACCGUGAUUACCGGAGGUCUGAGAAGCUGCUUCGGGGUGUGAAACGAGUGACUGGAGCAGUUUUGUCGGCGCUGGGGGGGUUAUGGUCGCAGGAGGACUCGAGUAACGGCACAGUGAAUCAGCAUCAGUGCACACAUCCAGUGAGGGUGCCAUGUGGUGGUUCCAGCAGGGCAUGUGCUUCCUCCCUGCCACUCUGGUCGUCUGGACGGCAGCGUCCUUCAUCUUCCCUUACAUCACGGCGGUGGUGCUGAGACACGUGGAUCCUUUUGUGCCGUACAUCAGUGACACAGGAACGAUGGCACCAGAGAGGUGUGUGUUUGGCAUCAUGAUGGAUGUGUCAGCCUUUUUAGGUAUGGCCACGAUGUACGUGCGUUACAAACAGGUGGAGGCUCUGUUGGGUGUGGACGAUCUCAAACUCCUCAGAUUGAACUGCAUCGGGCUCUGGGUGGGCUGGACCAGCUCCUUCGGGAUGUGCGUGGUGGCCAACUUCCAGAAGACCACCCUGUUCUACAUGCACCUCGUGGGGGCGAUUCUCACCUUUGGGUUCGGGGCUCUUUACAUCCUGCUUCAGUCGGUGCUCUCCUACUACAUGCAGCCCCACAUCCACAGCAGGACCAUCUACCUGCUGCGCCUCUGCAUCGGAUUCUGGACCCUGGGCAGCAUCAUCAGCAUGUUUAUAUCUUCAGUCAUCAUGUACACCAGUCUGAUAGGUGUCGACGUACCUCGCAAACUUCACUGGACUCCUGGAGAGACGGGUUACGCGGCUCACAUUAUCAGCACAAUCUCUGAAUGGUUUCUGGCCUUCUCCUUCAUCAGCUUCUUCCUCACCUACAUUAGAGAUUUUCAGAAAAUAAAUCUGCGAGCAGAGGUUGAUUUGCAGAGCAGCCACCUGUACGACUGGACUCACGGGCACAACCCUGCAUCAUAUCACAACAGUCGUGCACCUUCUGAAGUGUCUCCACUGCUGGCGGGAACAACAUGAUGAGCAACAGGGCUUCCUGCACCAAUUUCUUUCUUUUUUUUCCCUUUAUAUUUUAAUUUACAUUUAAAGGCAUUUUAUAAAAGGUUUCUGACAGCUGUAGUGGUUCAUAAAGAGUCAGUACGCACAUAUAGUGUCUCCUCCUAACAUGUAGUCAGACAUUAACGUUUGGCUGUUAUGGGCCAACAUUUCUUUCUCUACCUCUAAAAUGUGGAAGUGAAUUUAGUUUGAGUCUUAUAAUCCACAGCAGGCAGAUGUCAUAGUAAAUAUAUCACCCAGUCCUGGCAGCAUUUAUGGUCCCUCCACACUUUUUUCUGUAGCAUGACGAGCAGGAAACCAGAGAGACUAAACGAGUGUUAAUAUGGUUUUAUUUUUUACCAUUUUUUAAAAUCUUUAUUUAGCUUUAUUUGAGUUUUUGUUAUUUUUAUAUAAUAUGUGCGGUACCUGUAGAAGUUCAGAUCAGUACAUUCAGUAAACCCGCAUGAAAGCUGCUUCAAGCUGGUUGUGUUGACAACUUUGACCAAUUCAGUUAGUUAGGGUUGCCAUUUGUAUUGUUCCAGCUUUUCACUCCUGAAGCAAACAUUUAAUCUGAAUUUGGUGAAUAACCUUCUUUGAAAUCAAUAAUUACAAAUCCGAAGAGUCGCACAUCUGAGCUGUCCGUUUUUUAUUUUUGGUGUGUGUGUGGAGUCUUUGUGCCUUUACUCUGAAGACACGUGUUUGACUGGUCGUCCUACUCGCAAAGAGAUUAUCUUUGUGAACAACAAGGUUAUUAAUACAGAUAUAAAGGACAUAUCUUUAGUUUUAGUCUUUGUUAGUUUGGUUGGAUUUGUCAACAAGAUGUCUGAUGAGGUUUUGGUGCUUUUGUUACUGGGACUUGGAUGUCUACAUGACUGAGACUCACCUGUCUUUUGUUUUUAUUGUAACAUCUAGUCUGAUUUUCUUUGUCUGGUGACUAAACUUACACAUUGAAACUGAUAAAAAAUUAAACUGACAUGAGAAAACCUGCUCUGGAAGCUAACCAAAGAAACAAACUUUAAGUAAAAAUGAAAAUUUAUUAAAAAAUAAAAAAUUACUCAUGCAGAAUCAUGCAGAAUUGUGAGGCUUUCUUGAAAGAAUCCUCCAAAUAUGUGGGAAAACCAGAGUGCUGGCAGGUAUCCCAUCACCUUCCUUGUACAGGGUUCGGUGGAGAAAGAAAUGAAAUCAAACUAAAUAAAAACCUGUCUGACUAAAGAGAGAAUACUAAGAGGAGAGAUUGUUUUUUUUUAUUAUAUGACCCGGUCAAUAUGAAGCUUUUGCACUUUUCUGUCAAACUAUGUAACCGCUUUGCACUUUUUAUCAUUACUCUUUAAAAAAAAAAAAAAAAGGUAAUCAUGUUCAUUUAUGAAUCAUUACUGCUGUUCCUUCAGCAGUCUCAUUAGAUGGAAAACUACGGUUUAAAUCUAAGUCAGUCUGUUUGUAUUUGAGUUGAGCUGCUGGCUUGUUCAGUUCAGCAAACAUUAACUGAAAUAAGGUUACUUUUCUCCUGGGUGGGGUUUCAUUCAGUCGUGUUUGGCAGGUGUCAAUAAAAAAAUGCGGUUAUGUUAACAGAAGCUAACCUGUAGUGUGCCACUGAAAUGAUUUUGAUCACUGAAAGUGUAAAAACAUUCAUACAGAAAUACUUUUAUAACUUGGUUUCUAAAUAGUAAAAUUUUAAAAGAAUUUUAAGCUUUGCAUUCUUAGUUCAUUGUAUCUGUUUUGGCAUAUGUUGUUUCCUGGUUACUUUAAAGGUGCACUGUUCAGGUCUUGUUGAGGAAAAAAGGUUUACUGACGGUGUGACACUCUAAAGCGCUCAAUUUAUUAUUUUACUAUCUAAACAAUAUAUUUUUGUGUCUCCUGGCACACUACAGAUGGCACCUUCCUUGCUGUCAGUUAACGUGUGAUAUGAGAUCAUAUGAUAUGAGAACAUAUCUACAAAUAUAUAAUCAAACAAAUAUAUAAUCUGAGAACAAGCUUCUAACUUUAAACCCUUGUUUCCCCUCUGUACUGUGGCAUCUGAUGUGCAUUUUUCAUAUAAAAACUAAUAAAGGUGCACGUGUGUUUCAGUACUUUACAUAAAUGUAAACUUCAGUUCUGUCUAUACAAAUAUUUUGAUAUAAAUAAAUAUGUAAAUACA
This is a messenger RNA of Pelmatolapia mariae (spotted tilapia), 3210 nucleotides long. It is a transcript of the gene dram2b, whose product is annotated as DNA-damage regulated autophagy modulator 2b. NCBI's taxonomy places the organism in Eukaryota, Metazoa, Chordata, Actinopteri, Cichliformes, Cichlidae. The transcript is spliced from 8 exons. Bases 231 to 1061 code for a protein of 276 amino acids. Gene Ontology annotation, biological process: photoreceptor cell maintenance; regulation of autophagy. Gene Ontology annotation, cellular component: lysosome. The record is from RefSeq and is a predicted model, not a curated record.